UGUGAAAAUACAAAGUGCUUUCAAAAUGAAAUCAAUAACAUUCACGUUGGUCGUGUGUAUUUUAUUUGUACCAAUUAGAUCGUAUAAAAUUUUGGGUGUUUAUCCGCUUCCAUCAAAAUCGCAUUUUUACAUCGGUCAUGCGUUAAUGGAAGGAUUAGCGAAAGACGGUCACGAUGUAACAGUUAUUUCACCAUUUAAUGUGUCGCAUCCGCAUGAGAAUUACCGACACAUUUUGCUCGAAACAUCUUAUGAAUUAUUUCAAAAAAAAUAUGCGAAAAACAAUUUCCUGGAUUUGAGUCGUUUAUACUUCUGGGAUAUGGUGUUAAAAUAUUAUCGUUUCGGUGUUCGUUUUACAAAUAUCACAUUUUCCAGUGCAAACUUUCAAAAGUUUCUUCGUACCGAGCAGCAUUUCGAUGUGAUCGUCAUUGAAUCGUGUCUUCAAGAUGCACUAUAUGCCUUAAGUCAACAUUUUCAAGCGCCGCUGAUUGUGACAACCGCCAGUGGCGCAACAAAAUUUUCAACCGAUCUAGUUGGUUCGCCAAAUUUUCCAUCUUAUAUUCCGCACAUCUACACCCAUUACACAGAUCGCAUGACAUUUUGGCAACGUAUAUACAAUUCGUUGUCAUUUUGGUUUGAAGAUUUGACGUUUCCCAUUUAUUUCGCACCAAAACAGCAAGAAAUCAUGGAGAAAUCAUUUACAAACGCCAAAAAUUGGCCAUCACUUGAAGAGAUCAAACGAAAUGUAUCAUUAGUGUUGUUAAAUACACAUGUAACUUAUGGCACACCCCGACCGUAUCCACAGAAUAUGAUUGAAGUUGGUGGCAUACAAAUUAAAUCGGAUGUUGAUCCAUUACCAGUAAAAAUUCAACAAUUUUUGGAUGAAGCAAAAGACGGCGUCAUUUAUCUUUCACUUGGUUCAAAUGUUUUACUUACAAAAUUGUCAAAACAUCAAAUAGAUGCCAUUUUAAAUGGAUUUUCUGCCUAUCCAAGCACAAGACUGCUUAUAAAAAGCGACAAACAUUUGAUUAUUCCAUCGCACAAGCAAUCGGAUGUGUUGGUCGAACCAUGGUUUCCGCAACAAUCAAUUUUGGCACAUAAAAGUGUCACGAUUUUCAUUUCACAUGGCGGGAUACUCAGCACAUCUGAAGCCGUUUAUUUUGGUAAGCCAGUGAUUGGGAUUUCAGUUUUCUUUGAUCAACACUCAAACAUGCAAAUCGCACAACAAAAGGGCCAUGGCAUUAGCAUUCCGAUUGAUACAUUAAAUGAGGACAACUUUAAAUCAGCCGUCAACACAAUUAUGAAAGACUCAAGUUAUAGGCACAAUGUGAGACUCUCUUCAGCCAGAUUUAGAGAUCAAUUGAAAUCACCACUUGAAACGGCAAUGCAUUGGGUUAAACAUGUGGCCAAAAAUAAGGGCGCUCCAUAUUUGAAAAGUGUUUCGGUUGAUUUACCAUUUUAUGUUCUCUACAAUUUGGAUGUAUGGGCUUUUAUUGGUGGUGGCUUUACAUUGAUUAUAUUUCUCAUUGUAAAACGUGUUAACUCGUUCAUAAAUAGUUUGAAAUUCAAACAUUUGAAUACCUCAGAGAAUAUCUUCAUUGAUAAACUAAAAGAGUUAUAAUAAAAUGACCAACCAAUCUAUAUUCUAAAACAAACAAAUCAUUAAAUUAAAUUAC
Messenger RNA from Contarinia nasturtii (swede midge), 1673 nucleotides. Its product is annotated as UDP-glucuronosyltransferase 2B15-like. The record is from RefSeq and is a predicted model, not a curated record. The coding region runs from base 26 to 1618 and encodes 530 amino acids. Gene Ontology annotation, molecular function: UDP-glycosyltransferase activity. The transcript has 4 exons. NCBI's taxonomy places the organism in Eukaryota, Metazoa, Arthropoda, Insecta, Diptera, Cecidomyiidae.